ACUCGGCCUUCAUCGGAUGUAACUAGAAGAUUAUCGUUGUUGUGUUGUUGUGAUCAAUUAUUAUCACAAUUCAUAAGAAAUAUAGUGUUUUACUGGCAUUAAACGAAAAUAUAGAUAGUUUAUAUAGAAAUUAAUCAAAAACUAAUAGAAAUUUUCAUGUGAAAGAUGGAUUUCCUAGCGAAAAAAGGCAAAUCAGAUGAUUUUGAUGUAACAGGCGUGUCGAGAAGUGGGCGUGUCCGCAAGAAGUCCUCAAAGUUGAUGGAUUUUGAAUCUCCUGAUGAAAUCGAGAAGCCCAAGCGUCAAUCAAUUCCACACAAGAAGGCUGACUUCGGAAAUAUCUCACCGAAAAAAUUACCUGGGGAAGACGACAUGAUGAAACCAGAAUACGACUACGAUGACAUCGUCAGCCAGGAAAGCACUUCGGACUAUGAAGCGGAGCCAUUCCACGAACUCCAGAUUCCUUCCAGUGAAUCAAUGGACGAAUCACAAAGCGACAUGGAGGAAGAAACGCCGCAGGCUGGUUUCCGUCGAAUUGAUGAAAUGCCCGCGCAGACAAUCUACGCUAGUCCUUCGGAUAAGUCACCAAAGAAACGUCUGAUCAUCAAGGAUAAUAAAGUAAUCAAAGCGAAAACACCGAAGAAAGAAAAGGGUAAAGCUAAAAUGACUGCGUAUAUGUUAUGGGCGCGUGAACAACGCGCUAAGAUUCUUUUGGAGACACCUAAGUUAGAUUUCGCGUCCAUUUCGAAACGUCUCAGUGAAUUAUGGGCGUGUGUUACUACAAGCGAAAAAGAUGCUUGGCAACGUCGUGCGAAACGACUCAACUCGAAAUUACAGCCGUUUGCACCCGAACAACCCGAUGCAGGCCGUGCUAAUAAAAAAUUCAUUUCUCAUUCUCCUUCACAACGUGGUACUGGAGGCGGUGUUAAAUUCGGGGCGGGUGGGCAUACACCAGGAGGGUCUUACCAACUGGGCGUGCCAAAUGUAGGUAACACUUUAUCCCCCGAUAGUCCUCGAUCAAGAGAAGUGGCUAAGCCAGGUAUUAAACCGAUAGAUGUCGCUGCACAUCUCAAACUCCUUGGUGAGAGUUUGACGAUAAUUGGAGAACGACUCAAGGAACACGAAGGACAAAUUGCUGUUUCUGGUAGUUUGUCAGUAUUAUUAGAUUCGUUACUUUGCGCUCUAGGACCUUUGCUGUGUUUGACGCAACAGGUGCCUGAAUUACAGGAGAAUUGUUGCACGCCGGAACAAUUGACGAAGAUUGUUGAUAAUGUCGCGUUUAUUAUGCCAGGACUGUAAUUUUUGACGUUUAUUUGUAUAAAUAUGUUGGAAAAUUAAAGGUUUUUUUUGUGUAAUUCAAAA
Messenger RNA from Dalotia coriaria, 1359 nucleotides. Its product is annotated as U3 small nucleolar ribonucleoprotein protein IMP4. NCBI's taxonomy places the organism in Eukaryota, Metazoa, Arthropoda, Insecta, Coleoptera, Staphylinidae. Gene Ontology annotation, molecular function: rRNA primary transcript binding; snoRNA binding. Bases 166 to 1296 code for a protein of 376 amino acids. The record is from RefSeq and is a predicted model, not a curated record. The transcript is spliced from 3 exons. Gene Ontology annotation, biological process: rRNA processing. Gene Ontology annotation, cellular component: nucleolus; Mpp10 complex; small-subunit processome.